AUGUCCCAGGCAACCAAACAGCCACUCAUCAGUAAGGAGCCAGAGUCCUCCCACGGCCACCCGGAGUCUCUCCUGAAGCUGUUGCCAGGCCCCAUCCCGCGUGGAUCGGUGCGCAGAACAGACUGGAUCUUGGUGAAAGCCCGAGCAGCGCCCCAGCUUCUCCCCCGCCACGCCCCCACCUUCCACCCGGAAAGCAGCAAUUACCGGCCCAGGCGGCUGGGAAAGGGCCAAUUAGCGCAAGGGACGCGGCCCCUUUGCGGGGCCCCUGCUGACCGCAGCCCACGGAGCGCUGCCUCCGCCCCGGGCCCCCAGGAUCCAGUCGCCCGCCCGCCUGCCGCAGUCCUCCCGGCCUGGCCGACAGCGCUGGCUGCCUGGGAGCCCCGGGGGACACGCCGUCCGGCCUCCCGCCAACUGCAGUCACGGAUCCAACCGCCUGGCGCCGGCCCAGAGCCUGGGCGGACGUGCGGGCGCCGGGAGCUGAAUCUCGCCGCCGGUCUCCAGGCGGGGGCGGCUCGGCCCAAGUCUUCUUGCCUUCUCAUGGCCCUCCUUGCUUCUUCCGGACCUCCAAGGCCAGGUUCUGGGCUGGCCGACUGGAGCAGUUCCCCGCUGGUGGCUAUGGCAGAGCCAGGCUUUGGAAACCCACGGCCGGUGCUGGAUCGUGCCCCGCGACAGGUCUGGAGGGCUGGGAGCCUGCUACGUGCUCUGGAACUUUACUCAGGUCUUGUUGAGCCAGACUUUCUUUGGGAAAGCGUAGACCAUGUCUGUAAAAGAACCAGAACUCCUUCUUUCCACCAAGGUAGUAUUACAGCAUGAUGGGAAACCCUGCCUGUCUUGAUGGUUCCGAGCUUGGAAAGUUUGGGAGAGAAUCCAAGAACAUGGCAGGUUAUCAAGGCGUUAUCAGCUGGGACACAAAAGGAGAGAAGGUAAAAGAGGCAUUUGGAUUCCAGAGUCAAUAAUGAGCCAGAAGUGAGUGUUGAAUUAUUCAACCUCCUGUAUUGAUUCAUUGAUCUCUAUCUGCAGCUCUUGGUUUAUUCUUGGUUGGCAUUUCCUGUGUCUCAGACACUGAUAAGAGAAAUGGGAGGAGGAGGAGGAAGAGAUUCUUAAGACUCAAGAAGAGAGAAGAGGUGAUGUCAAAGAGAAAUUUGGCAACAUACAUCAGGAACCUUAAAAUGUCCAUAUCUUUUGACCUAGUGGUUCUACUUUUCGAAAUUGAUCCUAAAAACACUAUCCAGAAUUUUUUGUUUCUUUUU
Messenger RNA from Piliocolobus tephrosceles (Ugandan red Colobus), 1250 nucleotides. RefSeq lists its product as uncharacterized. The record is from RefSeq and is a predicted model, not a curated record. The transcript has 5 exons. Lineage: Eukaryota; Metazoa; Chordata; Mammalia; Primates; Cercopithecidae. Bases 1 to 813 code for a protein of 270 amino acids.